AUGCCUGCCUUUAUCUUUGGACCCAGAACUGGACUAGUAUUUUAUGGAAUCUUUUUGGCGCUUCUUGCACAGCCCGCAAAAUGCAUGGAUAUGGACGACACAACGGAAUACACAAGACCUGAAAUUGUGGAGGCCGGAUCAAAAACCUUUCACUGGUUGUGCACUAUGGGUCUUCUUCUCAUUGUGCCCUCAUUCGCUGCUGUGUUUUCAUUUGCUGGCAAACUUUACAUGUCCAUUUUUCUGCAAUUGGUGUCACUGAUUUAUGCUUUGGUGGAAGCCCUAAUUCUGAGAUUUCCGGAUGCCGAUGGAGUUGAGAAUCGAACUUCGAGGGGUACAGCGUGGUUUUUGAUAGUAUUGAUAGGUUUGACAAUACUUUUUGGAAGCUUAGCAAGUGGAACUGGUGCUCUAGUUCACAACAAGCGGUUGAAAUCAAUAGUGACAAAAACGGGAGAGCAUAAACUUCACAUUAGUCACAGAACUCUAUCUUUCGCUGUGGUCCUGGCCGGUUGGGUCAAAACUUGCUUGGCUCCUGUUGCCAUGUUUGGAUUUUGUCGAAAAGUUCAUACGGGUCAAUGCAUUGCUCAUGGUGUGAUGGGGUCUGCUUUUGUCGUCUACGGAUUUGUAUAUUCCAUGGUAUUGGUGAUACCAUGGCUACGCAAUAAUGAAGGUCCCUACUCUCAAGAUCGCAUAGACAGCUGGGUUAUGUGUGCUUGGGGUAUUGUGAAUACUUUUACGGAACAUCGGUGGGGCAGGGAAGGCUGGAACCACGGCGACUACCAGCACACCGCCAUGGGUAUUGUGUGGUGGGCUGGAGGACUGCUAGGCAUCUUCUUGUCCAGAGGAGGCAGGCGAACUUUUGUGCCUAGUUUGCUAAUAAUAUUCACAGGCUGGGCGAUGUCCGAGCACAGCCAGCAUUUGAUAAUCAGUACCAAAGUGCAUGCACUUUUUGGUCUCGUUUUGAUGUCGGGAGGAGCACUCAGAAUAAUAGAAAUAUCGUUUCUGUUGAAAGACCGAAGGUCUGCAGGUGAGAUUAUGUCUUUCCAGUACUUGGCACCUUUCUGUUUGGUGUGUUCUGGCAUCUUGUUCAUGAGCGCCAACGAAGAGCAACUGAUAUUGGUGUUAAGACUUGGUGCUGAUCACAGUGCUUACAGUCUAGUCGUCAUUUCUGCUGCAUUUGUCACGUAUCUCUGGAUUCUCUUAUGCCUCGAGCUUUACCUCAGACUAGUGCUUGCUUCAGAGAAGAGUCCGCUCACUUCUUACAAAGUCGGGGAUGUGACAGACUUUGAGUUAGACAACCUUGAAGAAGGAAGUAGUAGCGUUGGAUCAAGAAGAUAG
Messenger RNA from Lachancea meyersii CBS 8951, 1335 nucleotides. The record is from the annotation of a GenBank genome assembly. NCBI's taxonomy places the organism in Eukaryota, Fungi, Ascomycota, Saccharomycetes, Saccharomycetales, Saccharomycetaceae.